AUGGAUAAAACUUUGCACCUUCUCCAGAAACCUGCAGACCGCGUCCAGACCGGGUUCCCCGUGGAUGUGAGCCUCAACAUGGACGACGGGGAGGACUUCGCGGAGCGCUCCAUCGUGGGGCUUCCAGACAAGAUCCCCGUGGUGAAACCUUAUUUCAAGAAGAAGCAGAGGAAGCUUGACGCAAAAUGCCUCUAUCUGGAUCCGAUCCUGGCCUCUUUGGUGAAGUCGGACCUGGUGUCCAGGGAUGGAGUGUUUGUUUCGCGGAACCACCAGCCCGGCCGGACGCCGGGCACUCUGUGCGCCGCGGCCGUGGUGAAGCAGAGCUGCGUGGGGCAGGUGUGCCUCAAAGACCGGGGGGCUGCGGGGGAGGCCUCGGCUGCGGCCGGGGUUCAGGCUCUGAUUAGCCGGGACAGCGAUGCGGAAAUAGCCGAUACUACUGCGGAGCUGGAGGAGACGGAGCGGCGAGGGGAGCGACCCAAGAUCAGCGUCUCCAGUCCGGACUGCUUUCAGGUGAAAGGCGACCUCAGGGCGGCGGGGAGUGGAGACACAAUCACCCCCCCUGACAGGGAUCUACCUCCCAUAGCUACACCCCUGCAGGCUCCCCAAGAGGGGGCCAUUAAAAGCAAAGACCUCCUAACCUCUGGGGCUAAAGGUGUCCCGGCAAAGGACUACUCAGCCACACAGGACCCCCUCCUGCUGCAGCCAGACAAAGAGGUCCUGUUUGAGAAUAAAAGUGAAGAAGCCUCCCUGGACCUGGUGUUCGAGCUGCUCACACAGCUCCAGUACCACACGCACCAGUCAGACUCCAUAGACAUUUGUGUGGACUUCCUGCAGGGGCGGUGUGUUUAUGGCAACGACUGCGCCCACCACCACACCGUCUUGCCCUACCACUGGCAGAUCCGCAGGAGCAGCUCUCAGACGUGGCAGAGCAUAGCAGACGACUCCCAGGAGCAGCUGGAGAGGCUCUUCUGCAAUCCUGACAAUGAACACGUCAGUCUCAAAUAUCAGGGCCGAGUGUUUACCCUCAACUUUGGCACAAUGCGAGUGUGCGACCUCGAGUUGGACUGCGUCCGGCGGCUGACCACUCCCCCCAGCCCUCUGCCCGCGCCUGCGACGAACCCGAACCCCACGCCCAGCUGUCACACGGUGUGGAAAUACUACUGCAGAGACAACUUUGGCUGGAGGGAAUACUCCGAGCCGGUGGUGAAGCUCAUUGAGGAGGCGAGCUUGAGGGGCUUGAAGGAGGUGCGGUUCAUCACGCUGCAGAACCAGUACAUCCUCAACAUCAAGGAGGGCUUCCAGCAGAACGCUGUGUUCGGCUUCAGGCGGCAGAUCAAGAAAAGGCCCAUGUUCAUGUCGUCCGUGAUGCUCACGCCACACCUACAAACGUUGGGCGGCCUCUCUUUAUCGCCCCUCUCCUCCUCUUCUUCCACCUCUGUCUCCACAUCCUUGGACACCUCACACCCGCUGUCACCAACCACCACCAACCCACCCAGCCUCUUUCCUGAGACAUGGUUGCCAAUGACGAUGAGUCAGGACUUCCUGCGGGUGCCUGUGUCCCGUGAAGAUCGCAGCUACCGGACGGUGCACAGCCUGUUCCACAAGACCGUGUCGGAAACCAAGUUCAGGAUCAUCAAGAUUCAGCGUGUGCAAAACCCCUUCCUCUGGGAGAAGUACAAGAGGAAGAAGGAGUACAUGUCGCGCCGUAUGUCCGAGAUGGACCGCCUCCUGAGCGAGCGUCACCUCUUCCACGGCACCUCGGCCGACGUUGUGGACGGCAUCUGCAAGCACAACUUCGACCCAAGGGUUUGCGGCAAGCAUGCCACCAUGUUCGGCCAGGGUUCCUACUUUGCCCGCAAGGCUGUCUACUCCCACAACUUUUCCAAGCGCUCGCCCAAAGGAGUCCACUGCAUGUUCCUGGCCAAAGUCCUCACCGGCAGGUUUACUGUAGGAAACCCCUCCAUGCGACGACCUCCACCCAUCAACCCCCGUGACCCCUCUAGUGACCUUUUUGACUCCUGUGUAGACAACUGGGUGGACCCUCAGAUCUAUGUCAUCUUCAACGAUGACCAGAGCUACCCGUACUUUAUCAUUCACUACGAGGAGGUACCCAACACAGUUGCCAUAUGAGGCCCACAUCAGAACCUGGUGUCAGGACUUUGCAAAUGCUCCCCCCGCUCAGUCUGCACACGGUUGGAGCGGUGGAGGACUUUUGUCACAUUAAAAGGACGACUAAAGACCAAAAAAGUUUCAAAUUGAGGUGAAGACGGCUCCACUGGAAUAACUUCAUUCAUCUUGUACUUGAAGGAGGUGAACUAUCAGAAAUGUUUGCAAAUGCUCAGUGACCCGGCUCUGCAGUCGACUGGAUCCAGCAGCUUCAGCUGGAAACGACUGGAUUAGCAGACAGAACCCAUUUUUUAAGCUUUCGGAGGUUGAUGACUUGAGUGGACUUGCAUAAUUUUAGUAACUGGUUUAAAUCAGGAACCUGGUGAUGUUUAUCGCUUUUUGUUUGUCUUUCUUUUUUCUUUAAUUAGAGCAGAUUCAGGAAGAAGCAAGCUAUUCCCUUUAUCCUUUAGUCUGUGGUGUGUGUGACUGUAUGUGAACUUGUUUGCAGGGCAAACACUGUUAUGGACAGUUAGCUUCCUGCCAGUACUGUGAACAACCAGCUGGGGAAAUGAUGCUAAAGGCAACGAAACAAACCGGUCGGAAACCUCGUCAGAGUAACAUUA
Messenger RNA from Nematolebias whitei (Rio pearlfish), 2729 nucleotides. Its product is annotated as TCDD-inducible poly(ADP-ribose) polymerase. The transcript is spliced from 6 exons. Bases 1 to 2130 code for a protein of 709 amino acids. Gene Ontology annotation, molecular function: NAD+ poly-ADP-ribosyltransferase activity; zinc ion binding. The record is from RefSeq and is a predicted model, not a curated record. Lineage: Eukaryota; Metazoa; Chordata; Actinopteri; Cyprinodontiformes; Rivulidae.